AUGAUAAGGUAUUCCUUGGUUGCGAUUACCUUUGCAGGUUUACUGCUACGAGUGGUGGUAGCGAACUCGAAUGCAAAGUUGACCAAAGAUGGUGCGUUGGCGCUGUGUAAGCUGACGGAUGUCGCUGAUCUUGUUGCAACAAAAAAAGCAGAUAAAAUCAGAAAGGACACUGAAGGUUUCGCAGAUGAGUUGAAACUCUGGCUGGACAGGUUGGAACACUGGUUACAAACACUGGAAACCCGUGCACACAGCAACAACGGCUAUUCGAAGCUUUCGGAUGCUGAUACUAAAAAAGUGAAGGAAAUAUACGAAAAGGCGAAAGGUAAAGUGAGUGAACAACUCCCGAAAGCGAAAGAAUUUGGCGAGGAAGCUGGAAAACGCCAUCAGGAGGUGACCGAGGCAGCAAAGAGGGCGCGAGGAUGGGGACUUGAUGAUGAGGGUCAAAACUCUAGUGGACUUCACCAGCUUUUAGAGUGGUACUGCGGAACGAAGGGAGAUAAUGCAAACAAUCAGAAGUGUGAUGGUGUUAAAGUAAAAGAACACUACUUAGGGCGGGAAAGGAACCCAAUUGAUUGCAAAGGAACGGGUUCUACAGUGCCGUUUUACCUGGAUGUGACAUCAGGGACGAUGAAAGAGGCCUUAGAGAAUUGGGAGAGGAAGAAGCCAAAAAGCGACGGUGAGCCAGUCAACAACAACUGGAAGGCCGACUAUGACUCAGCCACGAACAAGCUUAAGGAACUCGAAGAGUCACACGAAAAGGGGAAAAAGACAGUUAACGAUGUAUCUGGCUUUUAUAAUGCAGCGUACGCUCUUCAUAGUGGAUUGAGUGCAGGCAAGCCACUCAGCGAAGUUUUGGUCGAAGCCAAGGAAGCAAGCAGAAAGGGUGCAAAAUUCACUAACCCUGGAGGUGCCGCUCCCGAGACCACACACCGAGGGGUUGGCACUUCAACUGGAGAGGGUGGGGCAACAGAAACAACAGGAGGAACAUCAACAACAAUAUCAACAGGAACAGGAACAGGAACAACAAGUGGAACCGAACCAGAGGUCGUUGGAGCUGAUGCGGACUUCGGUGACCUCCUGGAGACUAGUGAUAGAUCAGCACUAAGCAGUAAGAUCAAGGAAAGCAAGGUAAUACUUAUGGCUGUUCUCAUACCUGUCGCUAUCCUCGCGAUUAUUACAGCUGUGGUGCUUGUGUUUGUGAGACGAAGAAGAGGUAAUGCUGAAGAUGUAAUUGAUGAGAAAGGUGAGGCAGUUUCUUCACCUGACAAAAAGGGUGGGGCAACCUCUCCAUGUUACAGGAAGGAAUGA
Molecule: messenger RNA, 1308 nt
Organism: Trypanosoma brucei brucei TREU927
Lineage: Eukaryota; Euglenozoa; Kinetoplastea; Trypanosomatida; Trypanosomatidae
Product: 65 kDa invariant surface glycoprotein, putative
Exons: 1
Coding region: 1-1308 (435 amino acids)
Source: RefSeq, a predicted model, not a curated record